This is a messenger RNA of Laccaria bicolor S238N-H82, 1497 nucleotides long. RefSeq names its product histone acetyltransferase complex protein. Gene Ontology annotation, biological process: chromatin remodeling; regulation of transcription by RNA polymerase II. Gene Ontology annotation, cellular component: SAGA-type complex; nucleus. The coding region runs from base 1 to 1497 and encodes 498 amino acids. The transcript has 8 exons. The record is from RefSeq and is a predicted model, not a curated record. Gene Ontology annotation, molecular function: transcription coactivator activity; zinc ion binding; chromatin binding. NCBI's taxonomy places the organism in Eukaryota, Fungi, Basidiomycota, Agaricomycetes, Agaricales, Hydnangiaceae.
AUGAACGCGCUAAUUGUGUUUUUGUCGCCAUCUAAAGCCGUAAACGAGCCAGGCGUACAAUAUCAGUGCGAUUCGUGCACAUGUGACCUAACUCAUACAAUUCGAAUUAAAUGUGCUGAUCCCGAAUGCGAGCCUGGAGACGGAGUCGACCUUUGCCCUGCGUGUUUUUGUGCUGGAAAGGAAUUUGGAAAGCAUAAGAGAUGGCAUAAAUACCGCGUCAUUGAAAUGAAUUCUUAUCCCAUAUUCACGGAGGACUGGGGAGCUGAUGAGGAGCUUUUAUUGUUAACGGGGAUAGUCAGCCAAGGCAUAGGCAACUGGAAAAAGAUAUCCGAACAUGUUGGUACCCGGACAAAGGAAGAGGUGGAGAAGCACUAUAAUGAAGUAUAUGUGGACUCACUGGACUGGCCCUUACCACGCAUGGACCUCCAAUUUGACAUCGGGCCUGAAGAGUUCCAAGAUCGAAAGCGAAGGAGAAUAUCAAAGAUGAACAGCGACGUACCCCCCCCUCCGAAGGUAGCACCUACUUCAGCCCCUGGCGUCCACGAAAUCGCCACGUUCUUGCCUGGACGACUUGAAUUCGAACAUGAACUUGACAACGAAGCAGAGGACCUGGUGAAGGACCUGGAGUUUGGCCCUCCGCCUCUUGAAACUAAAGACUCCUUUACUUUCAAAUUAACCCUCCUUGAAAUGUACUUCCAGCGAGUUGAGAAACGGUUGGAGAACAAAGGCUUUAUGUUUGACAGAGGGCUGCUCGAAUACAAGAAGAUGCAAGCUGCUGAGAAGAAGAGGCCGCGAGAGGAAAGAGAGCUUCUUCAUCGUCUGCGUCCCUUCGGAAGACUGCAAUCCUCUGAAGAUUACGAGGGCUUUGCAGCCGACAUGCUGUAUGAGGCCAUCCUUCGCAAGCGAAUACAAGAACUCCAGCACUACCGAAGGCUUGGGUUGUGCACACAGGCCGAUGUAGAAAAGUAUGAGGUCGAUCUAGCGAAGCGGGCAGCCUUGCGUCCUUUGGUGGGGACUCCGAUGAUCGCAAGUCGCGAGAGCCAACCCCAAGGCUGGGUCCUGGCCCUAGCUCAGCACCACCAGUUCGAAAACCCCGUAAGUAACUUUAGUCAUGAUCGACAUAUGUUAAUCCGCCACUGCGCAGCCGCACCCCUUAACCUCGCCAACAGCCCCUCACUCCACUUACUCACCCCGGCAGAACAAACUCUGUGUUCCCAACUUCGGAUUCUCCCCAAACCGUACCUUGUCAUCAAAGAAAUCCUGGUUCGCGAGUAUGCGCGUAGAGGUGGGAAGCUACGACGACGAGAAGCUCGUGAUUUGGUCAAGAUCGAUGUCACCAAGACGAGUCGCGUUUGGGAUUUUCUCGUCCAGGCUGGAUAUCUCAAGAUCACUACCGAGCCUGCAGUCACCACUGCGCAAGCACCAUCAUCUACGCCCGCUGGUUCUCAAAAUCAAGAUGCUGGGUAUGGUUCGGCCUUUCUAAUUCCCGCCAUCUGA